Hydatigera taeniaeformis is the source of this 1149-nucleotide messenger RNA. The record is from the annotation of a GenBank genome assembly. NCBI's taxonomy places the organism in Eukaryota, Metazoa, Platyhelminthes, Cestoda, Cyclophyllidea, Taeniidae.
AUGAGAGACACAGAGGGUGCUCGGGUUCGUGCUGAAGUGUUUGAGGAUCUCACUGCAAGGGCGAUCGCCCUUUCUAGCUCUGCAACGGCGUGGGCACGUUUGCGUGAUGUUGAGUUGGAGGAGAAUCGAAAUAUGUGUGCUGAAUUGAAGGAGAGACGUAAGGUUGAGGAAGCUGAGACUUGUGCUCUUAUCGAAAUCCUACAAAAAGCUCUGUCCUCUGCCUCCGUUCUCGUUAAAACACGUGCGGAAUCUGAUGCGAAGAUUGAUGCGAAUUUGGCGGCGAAGCUUGAUCGUAUGCAGAAAAUAGCGGACUUUGAAGAGGAAGCGCUCACCCAAGCUUCCUCCGAUUUGAUUGGCUGCAUCGCCUCAGCCAAGGAGGCUCAGGCAGCUGCCGUCGCAAGCGUUGCCCCCGCUCUGGAUGAUUGUGCAGUGCACCUCUCUUCUUUGAGCAGCAGCAUUCAGGAUGCUGGAGCUGCACUGGACACUCUGGUGGAGUAUACCUCACAGGCCGCCAAUGAAUGCAUGUCGUCGGAUGGUGGCAUUGGCAAGAAGCUGGUUGAUCGAUCCGUCCAGUGGCAGGCUCUCGGUUCGGAAGUGAAGUCCCUCUAUGAUGGGAAAUCCACGGAAUUUUUCGUUUGCGCAGUGAAAGAUUCUAAAACCCGUCUGAACCAGAAUAAGCUGACUGUUGAAGAGUCUUUAGCCAAGGUGGAUGAUGCUGCUUCAGCUGUUAAUGCUUACAUCCCAGAAUUGGACAACAUAUCCACCGCUUUGGUUCCCCGUCUGCCUGUGCUGUUGUCUGAACACCUGUCGAAGACUGUUCGCAGCUACAAACCGACUGGUAUGACGCCGUUGCGAAAGGAUGUGCCCUAUCCCAAACAUUUGGCUCGAACUGCUCAGCACAGUCUGCUUUUGGCGGAGUUUAGAAAGGCGCAUGGUUUCCCUGCCCAUGAAAGUCCACUAAUGGAUGUAACAAACAGGGAUGCCCUCAGUGCUUCCUCGUGUCUCCUGCUAAAUCCUUCGUCAUCCUCUUCUCCUACAAUUGGUUGUGAAAUUGAAAAUGCAUAUGUGCGCAAAUCUGAUAGCCGCGGUAGCAGUGGACUGGGCACUCUUUCUCCCAAGUCGGGCGGUUUUCAGGUAAUUGACUCAUAA